This is a messenger RNA of Aureobasidium melanogenum CBS 110374, 2229 nucleotides long. RefSeq names its product YL1-domain-containing protein. Gene Ontology annotation, molecular function: ATP-dependent H2AZ histone chaperone activity. The transcript has a single exon. Lineage: Eukaryota; Fungi; Ascomycota; Dothideomycetes; Dothideales; Saccotheciaceae. Gene Ontology annotation, biological process: regulation of DNA-templated transcription; chromatin remodeling. Gene Ontology annotation, cellular component: nucleus. The record is from RefSeq and is a predicted model, not a curated record. The coding region runs from base 1 to 2229 and encodes 742 amino acids.
AUGUCGCAAGACGCCGAAGAUGAGCUUCCUGCCGAGGAGCUGCUGGUCCAUGGCCGCGCAAAGAGAGCCACCGCCGGCAACCGCAUGCACUUUCUCAUGCAACAUCUCGAAGACGAAGAUGUCAGAAACGACCUCCUACAAGAAGACGAGACGGAUCAAGUCGACUACCAACUCUCCGACGCAGAGGAUGUUGCAUUUGGAUCCAGCGACGACUCGGACGACGAAGGCCAGGAUGAAGAGCUACAAGGAGAGAAAGAGCUGCAAAAGGCCGAACGUCAAGAAGCACGCAAGAAGAAGCGCAAGGCCAACGACUUUGCAAACAUGCCGCUCAAUCCCCUCAUGAAACGCCAGAGACUCGCCGCUACCAAUUCUCUGCUUGCUCCCCGACCGCGCAAAAAGUCCGAACGCAUCUCCUGGCUACCUACCUUGGACGAUGCCCCCACGCGACAGUCGCGCCGUCGUCAAACCGUCGCCAACAAGGAACAGACAGAGGCCAAGCUGAAGGAGAGCCAGAAGCGUUCGGAAAAGGCUCAUGAGCUGAUGAAGAUUGCUGCCGAGAAAAAGGCUGCUUCUGCCAUGCCUGCUCUGACCCAAGAGGAUCGCAUGAAGAGAGCGCUUAAGGUGGAGAAAGAGAAUAGCAGGACUCUCAAUCGCUGGGAGAAGGCCGAGGAGGAACGCCAGCUUGCUCAACAAAGGAGACUCGAAGCCUUGCGCGAUCGACAACUCGAAGGCCCUGUCUUUAGGUACUGGAGCGGUUCUGUCAUGUGGGAAGGAGAAAAGAUAAAAGUCAAGCGCGUCCACCAACCGAAGAUCGAAGCUGUCGUCGAAAGCAAACCAAAUCCCGUCCCUGAAAAACCAUCGACCGAGACACCUGCUGAGCCGAAUGCCACCAAGGCCGAUAAACCUCUCUCGAACAAUCCUCCUGAAGUCAAGUCUGCACCUGAGCGGGGAGUCCAGCAGACCAAAGACACUCCCAUGGUGGACGCUACAGCUGAGCCAGAAGCUGCUGCGGUAUCAAAUCACGAAGUAAAAGAGUCUGCAACUACAGAAAAAGACGAAGGGAUAUCGCCAAAAGCUACAGUCGGGUCACCAAUGGCAACUAUACCAGCUGCGAUGGACAAUAUAGAAACGAAUACGCCAAUCGCAAAUACACUAACUGCGACCGAUGAGAUGGCAGUUGAGUCGAAGCCAAAUCAGGACAAUGCAUCUGAGCAAAAGCCAGCUGAGCCGGAGACCCAGCCAGACGCUGCUGCUGAACAGAAACCACCAUCAUUUUUGGAUGGCAUUCAUUACUGGGCUUCACAAUCGCCAGAAGCCACUGCACAAAAGGACAAGGCCUCCUCGUUACAAAUCGUUACGCCAGUACCAGCUCCUGAAGGUCAAACAGGAGAGACAGCACCUCAAACACAACCUACACUACCAAAUGUGGCAGACCAGCUUCAUCCGGCAGCAGUAACCGACUCGGCUACACCGAAUAUCACACAAAACUCUACCUCACAACCAGCAGAAUCUGCACAACAAACAUCAACACCAUUCGACGUAUAUCCUCAAGUACCACCAUCGGAGACCGCACCUCAACCUCCACCAAUCCCUCUUAUCCGUGAACAAGCUCAGCGCACUCUCAUAAUUCUCGAAGCUUUCCCGGAACUAGAAGUCGCACCACCCGUAGCGCCUUCCAGCAAAAAGUCAACCGCCACAACUACCAUCAUCUCAUCUGUCCUCACCCCUGACGCCCUACCUUCACUCACUCCCCAAGAACAGAAAUACCUCACUUCCAAAUCCACAAAGAAGAAGGAAUUCUUGCCUCCCCCGCCACCCAGGCCUGUCUGUGCAAUCACAGCAAAACCAGCAAGAUUCAGAGAUCCAAAGACUGAGUUGCCAUAUCAGGGCCUGGACGCUUAUAAAGCGCUGCAGAGGGUUAGCGCAGGCGGAUGUAGAUGGGGAGGACAAGGCUGGGAUUGCUGGAUGGGGAUUGUAGGAUCAGGAGUUAUGGGGCGGGUUGCUAGAGGUGUUCCGGAGUGUUUUAUUACGGGCAAGGUUCCUGUUAAGAAGGAGGAGAAGGUCAAGACUGAGGAGGGAGGGAAGGAGGGUGUGACGCCUGCUGCUGCUGCCCCGAUGGCUCCUGUGGCUCCUGUUGUCGCUACUGCACCUGCAUCUGCACCUGUACCUGCAUCGGCUCCAGCGCCUCCUCCACCUGCUGCGAACACACAACCAGCAAACGCUCCAUGA